This is a messenger RNA of Vollenhovia emeryi, 2007 nucleotides long. Its product is annotated as odorant receptor 67c-like. Gene Ontology annotation, cellular component: plasma membrane. Lineage: Eukaryota; Metazoa; Arthropoda; Insecta; Hymenoptera; Formicidae. The transcript is spliced from 6 exons. Gene Ontology annotation, molecular function: olfactory receptor activity; odorant binding. Gene Ontology annotation, biological process: detection of chemical stimulus involved in sensory perception of smell; sensory perception of smell. The record is from RefSeq and is a predicted model, not a curated record. The coding region runs from base 652 to 1824 and encodes 390 amino acids.
AAUUAUUUAUAUUCAUAUUUACCAAAAUUUUUCAUCAUUAAAGUGAAAAUAAAAAAUCUGAAGUUUCCAUGUGUGAACUACUGUUCUUCCGUCAGAAAUCAUCACUUACUGUGUACAGUUGGAAGCAUAUGCGCAUGUAAUCUGGUUUUCUCUGCCAUAUUUUCUGUUUCUUCAAAGAGCUAUUAUUCUAGACCCGAGUCUAGUUCGCUGUCAUGAAACAUAGGUAGAAAACCCUACAUUAUUCAAAUAACUAAUUUGUCUCAUCGGUCAUGUUUUUUUACGACAGAAUAAGGCAAUCAUUGUACAAAGCGAUUGCGCAUAAUCAUCGUUCGGUCGUUGCAAUUUUAAUCCCCUCUGUCCCGUGUAAACCACCAUAAAGUCUUGUUCGCAGUUGGUUGCAAUUGCUCGGCGAUUACUUCUAUGGCUGCGUUUAGUCGGCGACCCUUGCGUGAUCAAUCUGCUGCUCUACAGUCGUUUCAAAAUCAUACGCAGCCAUUGUGAUCUGUGGCUUUACGACGUCAGCAAUAUCGACAAUUAAGUGCCUUAAAUUACAUUUUGGGCAACGUAGGUGUCUUUCCGGCCAAAUCUUACAGUAUAAAUUGGUAUACCGUUAUUGGUGUAUUUUGGUGUAAAGAGCCACGACGCGAUAAAAUGACUGCUACAAGCACUGUUGCCCUUUCGGUGCAAAUCGGUCUUCGAAUUGUUGGGAUUUGGCCUAAUGCGCCGUACGCGCUGUUGUUUCGGGGUGUUUGGAUACUGACCACCAGCAUAGUGCAGACUUGUCAGUACUGGUGGAUCAUCGUUCACAUUGGCAACGACGAUUUGUCACAUCUGAUGGACGGUUUAAGUGUCACCUUGGAAUACAGCGUAAUGUUCCUGAAACUGAUUAUUUUAUGGCUGAAUAGUCGUAUAUUUUACGACACCUUAGCUGCGAUGGCUGCAGAUUGGAGGAAAGCCGCCAUCAGCGAAAUUUACACCAUGACGAGUAAAGCAAAUCUGUCGCGACGCUUUUCCAACGUGAUUAUCGGGCUUCACUCGGCAGCAGCGUUUUCCUACGGCAUCGGAGUGCUCGUAUCCCACACCGAUAAUUACGACGUCGACGGAGUCGAGACACCCGUUCGCGAGUUUACGUUGAAGCUGCAGCUCCCGUUCGAAUGCAACGAGUCGCCGCUGUACGAGCUCGUUAUGAGCCUGGAGUUUCUUCACCAAUUGGCAUCUUCCGCUAUGACCGGCGUACUGAACUCUCUGAUCAUCACGUUAAUUCUUCAUACGAGUGGCCAGAUAGAUAUCUUGUGUGAUGCAUUGAGGGAUAUUUCUCCCAAAAAGAUCGAUCAACAUCUCGCUGUCUCCAUUAUGAAGGAACUAAUCGGCAAGCAUCAAAAGAUCAUCGUCUUUUCGGACAAAAUCGAAAAGAUUUUUUGUUACAUAGCCCUAAUCCAAUUUUUGUCCAGUACUUUUGUGAUCUGCUGCUUGGGAUUCAUGAUCGUAACAUCGAUCAACAUGCAAGGCUCAGAUGCGAUCGAUAGCUCGGCAUUAAUGAAAGCUAUUGUGUUUUACAUGGCCGCUACGGUGGAGGCGUUUAUCUUCUGCUUUUGCGGAGAGUACCUCAGUGCCAAGAGCAAAAUGAUCGGUGAUGCAGCGUACAAUUCAAUUUGGUACGACUUCAAACCCAACGAGUGCAAGCUCAUUCUGUUUAUGAUAUUGAGAUCACAAAGGAGGCUCACCAUUACGGCCGGAAAGAUUAUGGACCUGUCGCUGGAAGGAUUUACGAGCAUUAUAAAGGCCUCUGUUUCGUACAUAUCAAUAUUACAUGCGAUGUAUUGAAGUUCGAAGACGAGUCAUCGAACCCGUGUUUAGAUGCCCACGUGCAGCUAAAGAUAUUAGAAAUUCUUUACUUUCUUGUCAGUAUCUAUGAUGAACCGACAAUAAUUAUGCAGAUUAAAUGUAGAUAAUACGUGAUGUACCACUUACUUUCCGCAAUUGAUAAUAAAAUGUUUAGGUUUUCAA